AUGGCCAUGAAAAAGGUCACACCAACCAAGAAUGCCAAUAUAGAGUCUAAAAAAGGAACGCAACCAUCAAAGAAGUACACGCUAUUCAAUAUAUGGGUGGUGUCACUUGCUUUGAAACUCCUAUUAAUGGUUGGUUACCACUCUACAGAUUUUGAUGUACAUCGAAACUGGUUAGCCAUAACCAAUAAAUUGCCGUUAUCUCAAUGGUACAUAGAAAACACGUCACAAUGGACACUAGAUUACCCACCAUUUUUUGCAUUUUUUGAAUGGGCUUUAUCACAAUUUGUUCCGCCGCACGUUGCUGGGGAUGGAUGUUUGGAUAUAGUGGAAAAGGGUCUGUAUGGAUUGCCGACUGUGUAUUUCCAGAGAGGUACAGUUAUUUUAAGUGAGGCAGUUUUGUUUGUGGCGUUGCAAUGGAUAAUUGAUACCUCACCCACCCAUGCUCUUCGAAGAAGAAUGUAUGUUGCGACUGCCAGUCUUGCGUUGUCCCCGGGUUUAAUGUUGAUCGAUCACAUACAUUUCCAAUAUAACGGGAUGAUGUACGGAAUGUUGUUGCUUUGCUUAAAUAGUGCCCGUUUGGAAAGAUACUUAUUCUGUGGGUUUUGGUUUGCAGUUUUGCUUUGUUUUAAACAUAUUUACUUGUACUUGGCACCAGCUGUGUUUGUGUUCUUACUACGUGCUUAUUGCUUGAAGUUCAAAUGGAAUAACAAACGCAAUUUCGUUGCUAAUUUGCUCAACGUUGUUCAAUGGGGAAAUCUAUUCAAGCUUGGUGCUGUUGUAAUCUCUGUAUUUGCCGUCGCAUUUUUACCAUUCUACAACACGUUGCCACAGUUGCUAAGUAGAUUGUUUCCAUUUAGUCGUGGUCUUACGCAUGCGUAUUGGGCACCAAACAUGUGGGCUCUUUAUUCCUUCUUUGAUAGAGUGUUGAUUCAAAUUUACAAAAAAAUCCCGGUAACUCGCUUUUUGUUGAAGAGAGUGUUUCAAUUCGAUGCUUGCCUUUUGAGUCAAGAUGAUUUGUUGAAUACAUCAACAAGAGGAAUUGUUGGUAAUAUCGAGUUUUUCAUACUUCCUGAAAUUACUCCAAAACUUACAUUUCUAUUAACGUUGUUUUACCAAAUGAUGGCCCUAAUUCCGUUGUUUUUCCAACCAACAUACCGCAGAUUUACCGGAGCUAUGACAUUGUGUGGUUAUGCAUCCUUCUUAUUUGGCUGGCAUGUUCAUGAAAAGGCAAUAUUACUUGUCAUUUUCCCCUUAACAUUGAUUGUUUCUCGUGACAAGAGAUUAUUGCCUGCGUACAACUUGCUUGUUGCCUGUGGAUAUGGAUCGCUUUUCCCGCUCAUAUACACCUGUAAUGAAUGGUUAGUAAAAGUCCUUUACACAUUGCUUUGGUAUAUUGUGUUUUAUUUCAACUUUAGAAAAGUUGCUCGAGUUCCAAAGAAGACAAGCGGUGCUAUAAUAGAUCGAGUGGUUAAUGGGUAUAUCUUAAUAUUCAUCUUUGUUGUUUCAAUUACUAGUGUCAUCGAUUUGUUGCUGAAUAAGUUUUUGAUCUUGAAGAAAUUCGAAUUCUUGAACUUGAUGAUAUACAGUGUUUAUUGCAGCAUAGGUGUAAUAAGUAGUUGGAACACUUUUUCAUGGCUAUACUUUGUUGACGAUGAGAUAUGGACUGAGGGUGAAUAA
Messenger RNA from Lodderomyces orthopsilosis Co 90-125, 1677 nucleotides. RefSeq names its product dolichyl-P-Glc:Glc1Man(9)GlcNAc(2)-PP-dolichol alpha-1,3-glucosyltransferase (gene ALG8). The record is from RefSeq and is a predicted model, not a curated record. Gene Ontology annotation, cellular component: endoplasmic reticulum membrane. The transcript has a single exon. Lineage: Eukaryota; Fungi; Ascomycota; Pichiomycetes; Serinales; Debaryomycetaceae. Gene Ontology annotation, molecular function: dolichyl pyrophosphate Glc1Man9GlcNAc2 alpha-1,3-glucosyltransferase activity. Gene Ontology annotation, biological process: protein N-linked glycosylation. The coding region runs from base 1 to 1677 and encodes 558 amino acids.